CAGCCGGAAGGUCCCGCCCGACCGGGCCCGGCCCUUUCCGUCCCGCGCCGCCAUGGUGGGCAAGGCCAAGCGCCCGCGGCUGCACCGCGCCGCCCCCCGGCCCGCCCGGGACCCGCCGCCGCUCCCCGGGCCCGGGCUCGGCCCCGCCGCGGGCGGAUGGAGCGCGGCGGCCGGGAAGGACUGGGACUUCUCAUCUUCUGGUGUAUUUUCUGGGCUGAAAAUUGACCCUGAUACCCUAGUAAAGAAGCUUGACUUGGACUCCAAAAGCAUCAUUUCCUCCAGAACAGGUUUGGAAGAAAAAACAGUACUUUCUAAAAAAGAGAAGAUGAAGCUGAGGAAGGAACGAUGGCUGCAGAAAAUAGAAAGCGUGAAGAUGGCCAAGCAAAAGCAAAAAGCUGAAGCGAAGCGGAAAGCAACACCUGUGGUGGGAGACAUGCAGCCCUUGAUGGAAGCCCUGCCUGAGCUCUCUUACCUGACCACAGGUGGCAGGGGAAGGAAGCCUCUCAAAAGCCACAUAAAAGCAAAGGCAGAACCAGCAGACUUCUGUCUGAUGAAACAAGCUCAGAAACACCAGCUCCUAGAGGAGGAAGUGGCUCGGUUUCAAGAGGUUAUCAGCGAUCCCCAGUACAGAGCCAACCCCCUCCUGGCCAUCAGCAAGCACCUCUCCCAGAGGCUGAGGCAGGGGGAAGAAGGGGAACCCCUUUAAGAGCUUCAGCUGGGCCCAGACAUGCACAGGCUGUGGAGGAGCACAUCCCUGGCACGACGUCCCAGCCUCUUGGGUCCUUGGAAGCAGUUCAGCAGAUGAUGAAAACCAAGAGCCCUGCUUUCUGUCUGCGGGAAUAAUGCAGCUCUCUCCUGACAGGGGCAGCUGCUCCUUUACGGGCAGGCUGCAUGGAGCAGGGUGUUCUGAGAGAUUCUUGUGCGGGCAUUAAUGUCCCUGCAAAGUGUCUUGGUACAUUUGCUCUUCUUGUGAGCAGGUAUGGUUUCUGAAAUUGUGCCAAACGGCCAUGUAUCUGUUUUCUGUCAUUCCCCCUCUCUCCCUAACAACUUUGAGAAGAGGUUCUUACUUACUCUGUUCAGGACCCCAAGCUGUGGAGCCCAGGAGGCUUUUGGAGUUCGUCGUGACCAGUGCUGCUGUUGGUAGAGAUUGUGUUCUGUGAGAAAUUUAGCUUUGGAAUAAACAUACUUUCAUGCAGCACUAA
Motacilla alba alba is the source of this 1202-nucleotide messenger RNA. It is a transcript of the gene SLX9, whose product is annotated as family with sequence similarity 207 member A. Gene Ontology annotation, cellular component: nucleolus; 90S preribosome; preribosome, small subunit precursor. The transcript has 6 exons. Gene Ontology annotation, biological process: maturation of SSU-rRNA from tricistronic rRNA transcript (SSU-rRNA, 5.8S rRNA, LSU-rRNA). The record is from RefSeq and is a predicted model, not a curated record. Bases 53 to 706 code for a protein of 217 amino acids. Lineage: Eukaryota; Metazoa; Chordata; Aves; Passeriformes; Motacillidae.